AUGGCCAAACAUUCAAAAAAAAUGUCUUGGACAGCUACAACCUGGGCCAACACAUUGCAUAGAAUCCUAGUAUCUCUUUCAACAAAAGUUACUUCCCUAACGGAACUGCAAACUGAGUACCUUUUGGUUCCAUCGAAAAUUGUUAAAGUAGAUGGUUUGAAACUUGUGGAGAAAUUUAAAGGACUGCUCGAGGCGUUGUUCUUGAAGAAAUCUGUAGCACUACAACAUUACAACACUACAACUUUACAACAUUACAGCACUACAACUUUAACUAUGACGAUGGUAAUAAAGAUAAUGAUAGCACGGCAAUAG
Messenger RNA from Helobdella robusta, 312 nucleotides. RefSeq lists its product as hypothetical. The coding region runs from base 1 to 312 and encodes 103 amino acids. Lineage: Eukaryota; Metazoa; Annelida; Clitellata; Rhynchobdellida; Glossiphoniidae. The transcript is spliced from 4 exons. The record is from RefSeq and is a predicted model, not a curated record.